AUGACAAGCAUUACUCAACUUUGCAAUGAUCUGUACGACGCUCUUAACGGCCACGCAAUUAAGGAUUCUGUAGUAAUAAAGCUGUGUUGCUCUGUCCCCCAGCAUACCCUUGUGCAGGUUGCUCUCCGCUACCAGGCCAUGACUGGCUGUAGUCUUGAACAGAUUUUAACUACUGAUACGGAAAGUAAUUAUAGGCGGAUUCUUGCUAGAUUAUGUAUGAGACGGCAGCUCUUGAUGCUUAAUAUUAUCCACGAGUAUAUAGUCACAAUGAGCGACAAGCGCAUAGAACCUGCUGUCGCGAUCAUGCAUUUAGGUUUAGUGUUGUGUACACUCAGUAAGAAACAGCUCUAUGAGCUCGUUGUGGCAUAUAAGCAGCAGUACUUCUCCGACAUCACAGAGGAUAUUUAUGAGAUUCUACGGAAACUGUCGCCCAACAUCCCUGAUUCAAAUGUGGUCUCCCGUAUCUUCAUAUCUCUGCUCUCGUGCGCCCGGGACGACGACUCAUUUGAUGACUAUGGCGACGUGACCGAGAAAAGAUCACAGCUGUUGAAUGCCAACGCCUCUGCCUCUGUCGUAGGAGUGUUUGUAGAGCUUCUUUGUGGCCGCUCUGUCGCGUCCAUAAAAGCUCUUGAAGGUCAGGGAUUCAACGUAAAAGAGCUCCUCACACUCGUCCAGCAAAAAGGGCUUAUUACUGGGCUCGCUGCUGACUUAUUUCUGAUUGUUUUCUAUUCAUGCAUAGAUGUACACAAGAUGUGGGCGCAUAUGUGCAACAUCGCCAUUGAGAGUAAGAAUUCUAAAUUGUUAGCCGAUACCAUUCUGAUAGGUUACGAUCAGUCGACACGGCUUCGAGAGGAGUACGCAGCGCUGAAAGGGACAUAUGAUAUUUCUGUGCUCCAAAAUGUUAUUAACGGUGAUAACCCAGAUCACGAGCAAAUUGUUUUCAAUGCACUGAUUGAGACUGGAGCCAACUUAAAGUGA
Giardia duodenalis is the source of this 978-nucleotide messenger RNA. RefSeq names its product Annexin. Gene Ontology annotation, cellular component: cytoplasm. Gene Ontology annotation, molecular function: calcium ion binding; calcium-dependent phospholipid binding. The record is from RefSeq and is a predicted model, not a curated record. The transcript has a single exon. The coding region runs from base 1 to 978 and encodes 325 amino acids. NCBI's taxonomy places the organism in Eukaryota, Fornicata, Diplomonadida, Hexamitidae.